AUGGCUGGCUUUCCACUGUUUAAGCUGGGAUAUCUCGCGAUCAAGCAAAUUAGUAAACCUUUAGCUAAUCAUAUAAAACGACAGGCUAAGUCAAGUCCUAUAUUUCGGAAAUAUAUCUGCAUCCCCCCUGCUCAGUUUUACCACUGGUUUGAGGUCAACUUCAGAAUGCGUCUUAUGGGGUUAGGAACUGCUGAAAAUGUGGUAAAACUAAGCGAGAAAGAUGCCAUUGAAUUAGGUGGAGAGAUGCUUGGAGAAUUCUUAGUAUUCUCCUUUGCCUCGCUGGUCCUGUUUGCAGAGUAUCAGCGAGGGGCAAGGAAAGAGGCUGCAAAAGAAGAGAAACUAAAGCAAGAAAAGUUAGAUAUAAUUAACAGAAUAAAAGAAUUAGAAACAAAUAAAGAGACGCAUAAAGUACAAAUUAAAGAACUACAGCAGCAAUUAGAUGAAUUGUUUUCUUAUAAGGAGAACAAGACGGAAACACAAAAAUCAAGAAGUAUAUUCAGAAUUUUUUAG
Candidula unifasciata is the source of this 510-nucleotide messenger RNA. NCBI's taxonomy places the organism in Eukaryota, Metazoa, Mollusca, Gastropoda, Stylommatophora, Geomitridae. The record is from the annotation of a GenBank genome assembly.